Messenger RNA from Triticum aestivum (bread wheat), 963 nucleotides. RefSeq lists its product as uncharacterized. The record is from RefSeq and is a predicted model, not a curated record. Lineage: Eukaryota; Viridiplantae; Streptophyta; Magnoliopsida; Poales; Poaceae. The coding region runs from base 16 to 885 and encodes 289 amino acids. The transcript is spliced from 6 exons.
CUCUUGCAUCUCAUCAUGUCUAAACUUAAUCUAGGAUUACAUAUUCUUGCCAUAUAUGUUGUUUUCAUUGCUCACCAAAUCCAUGGAGGUGGAUUGCAUCCAACCAACCAAAAGGCAUGGUAUGCACAUGCUUCUCCAUCAAAAAAGUCCAAUGACAUCGUUUAUUUUGCGACACAUAGCACACAUCCCGGUAGCUACUAUGGACUUGCUGUUACAAUGGAUGUGUACGGACACAAUAUCAGUGCUGGUCAUAUCAUAACAUCUAUUUGGAUUGCUAAUAUGGAGGGUGAUCCAAAGACAGAUGAGAAUGCAAUUUGGGUCGGGUGGCAAGUUGACCCAAAAAAAUAUGGGGACUCACAUACUCACUUCUUCACGAGUUGGACGAGAGACACAUAUCAUACAGGGUGCUAUGACAUGGACUGCCCUGGUUUCCAGCUUGUUAAGGGGUCAAAAAUCGCUCCGGGUGGCACAAUACAACCAGUCUCUCAUGUUCAUGGUGUACGUCAAAAGAUUACAAUUAAAGUGUUUAGGGAAAAAUCCACGGGAAAUUGGUGGAUACACUACGGCUUCAACAAGGCCCCAACACCGGUGGGCUAUUACCCAGCAAAAUUGUUUGACAAGUUAUCGAAGAAGGCGACCCAAAUUUCAAUUGGUAGCGUUGUUGGGGGGAGUCCGUCUAUCCCAUCCCCUCCAAUGGGUAGUGGAUUCUUGCCGUCUGAUAAAGCUGCAUUAAUCACAGAUAUUUCACUCAUUGGGGAAGAUGGCAGGAUGACACCUUUUACUGUGAAUACAGACAGGUUACAGAGUAAGAGUAGUUGUUACUCUAUCUCACCUAUCCAAGGUGCAAAAUGUUCCUAUGGAGGUCCAGGAGGUUGCUCCCGCUAGCUUAAGUAGAUCUUACUCAUAUAAGUACAUGGAUGUGGUGCCGUGAGUCAUGUAAACGCUUAAGAAUAAUGAUUUGGC